Messenger RNA from Elephantulus edwardii (Cape elephant shrew), 4320 nucleotides. It is a transcript of the gene TNS3, whose product is annotated as tensin 3. Gene Ontology annotation, biological process: dephosphorylation. Gene Ontology annotation, molecular function: protein binding; phosphatase activity. The transcript is spliced from 26 exons. Lineage: Eukaryota; Metazoa; Chordata; Mammalia; Macroscelidea; Macroscelididae. The record is from RefSeq and is a predicted model, not a curated record. The coding region runs from base 1 to 4320 and encodes 1439 amino acids.
AUGGAGGAUGGCCAUGAGCUGGACCUGACGUACAUCACGGAGCGCGUCAUCGCAGUCUCCUUUCCUGCCAACAACUCCGAGGAGUCCUACCUCCAUAGCCUGCAGGAGGUCACGCGCAUGCUCAAGUCCAAGCACGGUGACAACUACCUGGUAUUAAAUCUUUCUGAAAAGAGAUAUGACCUUACAAAGCUUAACCCAAAGACACUGGACGUGGGCUGGCCGGACCUGCAUGCACCACCCCUGGACAAGAUGUGCACCAUAUGUAAAGCCCAGGAGUCCUGGCUCAACAGCGACCCCCAGCACGUGGUCGUCAUCCACUGCCGGGGUGGGAAAGGACGCAUAGGAGUGGUCAUAUCAUCCUACAUGUAUUUCACCAACAUCUCGGCAAGUGCUGACCAAGCCCUUGACAGGUUUGCAAUGAAGAAAUUUUAUGAUGAUAAAGUUUCAGCUUUAAUGCAGCCAUCCCAAAAACGAUAUGUUCAGUUCCUCAGUGGCCUCUUGUCUGGGUCCGUGAAAAUGAAUGCCUCGCCACUGUUCCUGCAUUCCGUCAUCCUGUACGGCAUCCCCAACUUUGACACAGGCGGAGUGUGCCGGCCCUUCUUGAAGCUCUACCAGGCCAUGCAGCCCGUGUACACUUCAGGGAUCUACAACAUCGGCCCUGAAAACCAGAGCAGGGUCUGCAUUGCAAUUGAGCCUGCACAGCUCCUGAAGGGUGAUGUUAUGGUGAAGUGCUACCACAAGAAGUACCGCUCAGCCACACGGGACGUCAUCUUCCGCCUGCAGUUUCACACCGGGGCAGUUCAAAGCCAUGGGCUGGUGUUCACAAAGGAGGAUCUGGAUGAUGCCAGCAAGGAUGACCGAUUUCCAGACUAUGGGAAAAUCGAGUUAGUCUUCUCAGCCACUCCUGAGAAGGCCCAAGGGACUGAACAUCUACACAAUGACCACAGUGUGAUUGUUGAUUACAACACUGCAGACCCUCUAAUCCGCUGGGACUCCUAUGAGAACCUGAGUGCCGAUGGAGAGGUGCUGCACAUGCAGGGGCCUGUGGACGGCAGCCUCUACGCCAAGGUGAGGAAGAAGAGCGCCUCAGAGUCCAGUGUCCCUGGUGGCCCCCAGAUGGUCUCAGCCACCCACAAUCCAGACCACAGUAACCACACCCUGUCUGUCAGUAGCGACUCGGGCCACUCCAGCGCUUCAGUCAGGACCAACAAGACUGAAGAACACCUGCUUCCUGGUGCAAAGAGAGGGCUCAGCCCCCAGGAGAAGGCUGAGCUGGACCAGCUGCUCAGCGGCUUUGGCCUGGACGAGCCUGGGAGCUCGUUCAAGGACAUGAGUGAUGCUCAGAGCAAGUGCAGUGGAACAUGCCACAUUGUGCCCGCCCAGGUCCAUGUCAAUGGGGAUGCCAAGCUGAGAGACCGGGAAACAGACAUCCUGGAUGAUGAGAUGCCCAACCAUGAUCUGCACAGUGUAGACAGCCUCGGGACACUGUCCUCCUCUGAGGGGCAGCCCUCAGGCCACCUUGGCACUUUCAUCUGUCAUAAGAGCAGCCAGAACUCCCUCCUGUCCGAUGGCUUUGGCAGCAACACCGGUGAAGAUACGCCUGGCAGCCUUGGCCCUGACCUGGGCCUUAGCACAGACCUGCUCAAUUAUCAGUCCUUCAGAGGCCAGGAGCCCCAGCAGCUGCCCGGCCAACAGAGGAAGCCCACUUAUGGACAGAGUGGCUACUCCACACAGACCUGGGUGCACCAACAGCAAAUGGCGGCUGCCCACCAGUAUGAUUUCUCCCCUGAUAGUGUGCCCCGGCUCAGCAGCUGUGGCACAGCUGAAAAUGCCAGCAUUGUCUCCACGCAGUCCAGAGCACCGAUCACCCCCUCCCUGGCAGCUAGCAUCCAAAGGGGUGCAAGCAGUGGUCCCUGUCCCCCAGAGGCAUUGCUGUCUCUUACCAACAAAGCUUUCCAACCCAGGAUUGCAGAUCAAAGUGCCAUCAGUGGAGUUGACCUGGAGCACCAUGCUGACGUCUUGCCUGGUUCCCCCACCUUAGACAUUGAUCAGUCCAUUGAGCAGCUCAACAGGAUCAUCUUGGAGCUAGACCCCUCCUUUGAACCUCUGCCAACACACAUAAAUGCCCUGGGCAAUCAGGCCAGUGGUGCCACACUGCUAGAAGGGGUGAACAGCCGACUCCAGACCAGUGGCAGGCCGCAGGAUUCAGGUGACAGGCCCAGCUGGAUAUCCGGGAGGCAAGGUUCCUUAGGGGUCAGCUCUCUGAGUGGAAGACUCCAGAAGCCAAGUGUUGGGCAGUAUGAUAACGAUACCGGCAGACAGCUGUCCUUCUCCAAGUGUGGCUGGGGAAAGACCAACAGUGUGGACCAGGAUCCAAGUCUGGCAUUUUUCCUCACUUCAUCAAACACCAAAGAGACUGCGAUCACCAGUUACCCUCCUCCUGUUGAUAUGAUUGAUGGCAGGAUCAUCUCUCCAACCAAAAAUGGCAGUGAGUCAGCCUCUUCGACAUCAGCGUUCCCUGUGUCACCAGAAACGCCAUAUGUGAAGACCCCUCCCCUUUAUUCUCAGCUCACCCCCUCAGAGCCACACAUGAGCAGCCCCGCCAGUCUGUACAAAGGAGCACGUGACCCACGCAGCUGCCCAGAGACCCUGAAUCGCUCCGUGGGGAUGUCAGAGAGCCCCACUGGGCCCAAUUCUGCAGUGCAUUGGACUGAUGUGCCAAGCACAUCUUGCUUUCAGCAGGCCUUUUUAUCUUCCUGUACAACUUCGAACAAUAGCCCUGUCCAGAGGAGAGAAAGCUCUUCAUCUGCAGAACACCAGUGGUUAGAGAUGAACCCGAAAUCCACGCUGUCCAUGUUGGGGAGCAGCCAGCCCACAGGGGGCCUUCUUGGCACCUCAGAGUUCACUAGCCCCAUGAAGGAUGGCUCAACAUUGACCCAAUUCCCACCAUCAGAGCUCCAGGGCUCUUUCAGCAGACAUGAGAUCUCCCUGGUAGAGCCACCCCCAGAACCUCUAGGAGCCGAGGGUGGCCCAUCCUUCCUGAACUUCAGUGGAGCUGCUGUGGGCAGCAGCCUUCCCCCUGGGGAGACCCCAGAUGCCCUGCUGGUCAGCUCUCAUGCAGCUGCCACCACCCUCAGUGCUCCAGUGGCCACAGCAGGAGCUGUUGACAGUGGCUUCCUGCCCCAUCACUUCCUCUCAGUCAUGCCUGGACACAGUGGCCAGCACAGCCCAGUGCUGCAGGCCCAAGUGAUGACCCUGCCUGGUCAGCCUCCUCUUCCUGAGAAGAAGCGGGCCUCUGAGGGGGACCGCUCCUUUGGCUCCAUCUCCCCUUCUUCCAGCGGCUUCUCCAGUCCCCACAGUGGAAGCACCAUCAGCAUCCCCUUCCCAAACGUCAUUCCCGACUUCUCCAGAGCUUCAGAGGCAGCAUCGCCUUUGCCAGAUAAUCCAGGUGAUAAACAUAUGACAGUAAAAUUUGUACAAGACACAUCCAAGUUCUGGUACAAGCCAGAGAUUUCACGAGAACAAGCUAUUGCCAUGUUGAAGGACAAGGAGCCUGGGUCGUUCAUUGUGCGGGACAGCCACUCGUUCCGUGGUGCCUAUGGCCUGGCCAUGAAGGUGGCCAGUCCUCCACCUUCAGUCUUGCAGCUGAACAAGAAAGCUGGAGACCUGGCCAGUGAACUCGUCCGGCACUUUCUGAUUGAGUGCACCCCGAAGGGCGUGCGGUUGAAAGGGUGCCCCAAUGAGCCUUACUUUGGAAGUCUGACAGCUUUGGUGUAUCAACAUUCAAUCACCCCUUUGGCCUUGCCUUGCAAGUUGCUCAUUCCAAACAGAGACCCUUUGGAGGAAAUAGCAGAAAAUUCACCCCAAACAGCUGCCAACUCAGCAGCAGAGCUCCUGAAGCAGGGGGCAGCCUGCAAUGUGUGGUACCUGAACUCUGUGGAGAUGGAGUCCUUGACUGGCCACCAGGCUGUGCAGAAGGCCCUGAACAUCACCCUGGUCCAAGAGCCACCUCCCAUCUCCACUGUGGUCCACUUCAAGGUGUCUGCCCAGGGCAUCACACUGACAGACAACCAGAGAAAGCUCUUCUUCCGGAGACACUACCCUGUUAACAGCGUCAUCUUCUGUGCCUUGGACCCACAGGAUAGAAAGUGGAUCAAAGAUGGCCCUUCAGCAAAAGUCUUUGGAUUUGUGGCCCGAAAGCAGGGCAGCAUCACAGACAACGUGUGCCAUCUGUUUGCAGAGCAUGACCCUGAGCAGCCAGCCAGUGCCAUUGUGAACUUUGUAUCAAAAGUCAUGAUUGGUUCUCCGAAGAAGAUCUGA